This is a messenger RNA of Lucilia sericata (common green bottle fly), 1840 nucleotides long. RefSeq lists its product as uncharacterized. NCBI's taxonomy places the organism in Eukaryota, Metazoa, Arthropoda, Insecta, Diptera, Calliphoridae. The record is from RefSeq and is a predicted model, not a curated record. The transcript has 6 exons. The coding region runs from base 44 to 838 and encodes 264 amino acids.
UUAUACAAUUUUGAAAUAAAAUUUUCAAUUAAUUCUUGUGAAAAUGGAAACAAAAGAUAUUAAAGAUAAUAUAAAAAGGAAGCGUGGAGACAAUUGGAUACCUGAAGAUAAGAUUUUAUUAAAGGAUCUAAUAAAGGAACGUGUUGAUCAAAUAGAGGACAAGAAUACGGACACAAACACCAACCAAAGGAAGAAAAAAGUAUGGAUGGAACUGCAAGAAAAUUUCAACAAUUUAUGUCAAGGUUGUCCACGUUCAUUGCUUCAACUGAAAUCGCAGUGGACCACAAUGAAAAUUCAAGCAAAAAAGGAAAUGAGCGAUUAUCGUAGAGAGAUUCUUAAAACUGGGGGAGGACCAAAACCAGUUGAAUCUACAUUAUUGGCCAACGAACUUAGCGUUUGGUUACCAAAUGAGUUCGUGGUUGAUACUAAUGAGUUUGAUUGUGAUGCUAUUAUUACUGAGAUAAAUACCAAUGUGUUAAAUGAAGUCAGUCAAAGUAAUUCUGCAAACUCGGAAAAAGUUGAUUUAUCUUCGGUACCAGAAGAUAAUGUAACAGUGAAUAACAAUGGAACAAUGUCGGGACAAGAAGACAAUGCAGCAGUAAAUAUUGUUAGCUCGGCUGAAAUAAAAAAUGAAUUUACCUCAGUAAAGAAAAAGAAACCAAAAACAAAUAUGCACGACGAAAAAAUUAAAUCCAUUGCUGAUAUAGAAACGCAAUGCCGCAAAGAGCUCCACAUUCUGCAAGUUGAAAAUGAGAAAAAAAGAGGUCUAAAUCUGGACCUAGAAAAUGAAUUGCUCAGAACCAAAAUAAUGAUUAACAAAAACAAAUUGGCUGGUUAGUAUUUCGUUUAAUUCAUAUAUUUAUUAUUAUAAAAAUUUAUAUUAAUAAAUGCAUAAAUAUAAAAAGCUAAAAGUGUUUUUGAAUAAAACUAUUUAAAAUAAUUUUUGACCGAGUAUCUUGUUGUUCCGUCCAAUUAUUUUGAUUUUCUUCCAUUAUAUUUUGUAUAUCAAUUGUCACAUCUAUGUUAGAAUCAUCUAAAAAUAUAUAUUUUUUACAGAUUGGGGAAAAAUGCAAGCAAAAGAAAACAGUUUAAAAUAAAUGAAUUGUUUAUAUUUUUAACAAAAUGGUAUAAUUUUUAAUUAGCAAUUAAUUUUUAUUAAUAACUAAUUUAAAUUUGUUAUUGUUAUUAUUUGUAUGCAAUUAAAAUAAAAAAACUUACUUAUCAAUUAAUAUUUUAUUGAAAUAAUUAUAUGAUUUUCUUACCUGGUGUUGUGUCCUUUUCUUCAACAGCAAUAUUGUGAAGAACAGCCAGAGCUAUAAUUAAAGUUUUUCCAUUUUCCAGACUUACUGUUAAUCCAUCCAGCAAGCAACGAAAUCUCUGCUUCCAUACCCCGAAGCAUCGUUCCACCGUAUUUCUCGUUGCUAUAUGAGCUUUAUUAUAUUUAAUCUCUUUUUCGCUUUGAGGUCUUAAUAAAGGAGUAAAGAGGUAUGGUUGCAAUUUGUAUCCUGAAUCACCUAAUAAACGACCUCUGAAAUCUUUGUUUUCAAAACGUUCUUUAAUAUUUGAUUCAUUAAAAAUGCGGCAGUCGUGUGUGCUUCCUCUCCAUCUAGCAACUAUGUCCCUUAUUUUAAGGUUAGCAUCACAAACGACCUUUGCAAAUAUUAAAAUGGGGCAAAUUAUUACAAAAUUCAUUUCAAAUACAUAAUUAUAAGGAUAUACCUGUAUAUUGAGAGAAUAAUACCCCUUUCUGUUUAUAUAAUAUUGGGCAAGACUUCCACCUGUUUUCUUUAUUUUUAUGUGGGUGCCGUCUAUUGCACCAAUAAUUCCAGGAAAAUUUUUU